Erigeron canadensis is the source of this 1464-nucleotide messenger RNA. RefSeq names its product ATP-dependent DNA helicase pif1-like. Gene Ontology annotation, biological process: DNA repair; telomere maintenance. The record is from RefSeq and is a predicted model, not a curated record. Lineage: Eukaryota; Viridiplantae; Streptophyta; Magnoliopsida; Asterales; Asteraceae. The coding region runs from base 1 to 1464 and encodes 487 amino acids. The transcript has a single exon. Gene Ontology annotation, molecular function: DNA helicase activity.
AUGGAAGAGAAAAACUACGAUAGGCAAACUCUUGCAACUGAACAUGCAUCAUUGAAACAAUGCUUGAACAAUGAACAGUUGCAAAUUUAUGAUUACGUUACAAUAAGUUUAGAGACUAAUAAGGAGGUCCUAGCUUUUGUAUAUGGACAUGGCGGAACUGGAAAAACAUUUUUGUGGACAACAAUAAUUUCAGGUUUACGCUUUCAUGGGAGAAUUGUUUUAGCUGUUGCAGCUUCUGGAAUAGCAUCCUUACUACUCCCGUCUGAUAGAACUGCACAUUCAAGGUUCAAAAUUCCUUUAGACCUAACUGAUGAUUCUACUUGCAAUGUCAAGAAAAACACAAAUCUGGCACAAUUACUUAUUGAAACUUCACUUAUUAUUUGGGAUGAAGCCCCGAUGAGUGAUAGAAAAUGCCUCGAAUCAUUAGAUAGGACUUUGAAAGACUUGAACAACGACGACAGACCUUUUGGUGGUAAAUCUAUACUAUUAGGAGGUGAUUUCAGGCAGACACUACUAGUGAAACACAAUGUCUCAAAAGAAGCCAUCUUAGCGUCAUCAUUACCUAGAUCCUACUUAUGGAAUACCUUCCAGGUGUUCAAAUUAACUGAAAAUAUGCGUCUUCAAAGACCAGAUUUAGACCAACGGCAAAUAGCAGAAAUUUCUAACUUCUCUUCAUGGCUACUUGCAAUCAGAGAUGGUAACGUUGGUAAACCUUAUAAAAAUGAUCCUCAAAACACCAUGACAAUAGAAAUCCCAUCAAAUUACAUAAUAUCUUUUCACGAAAAAGCACUUAAUGACCUUAUCCAUUUCAUAUAUGACGACGACACCUUAAAGAAUCCAUCAACAACGAAUCUAUGUGCAAAGGCGAUCGUUUGUCCUAAGAACGAAACUGCAGAUAAGAUCAACAUAAAUGUGCUGGAAAUGGCUCCUGGAACAGGUAGAACUUACCUUAGUACAGACACAAUAGUUCCUUACACCGGAGACCAUGGAGAUACUGAAAUUCUAUAUCCAACUGAAUAUCUCAAUCUUCUAAGCUUCAAUGGACUACCACCACAUCGCUUAGAACUGAAAGUUAACACACCAGUAAUGUUGUUACGAAACCUAAACCAAACAGAAGGCUUAUGCAAUGGAACUCAACUUUUGAUAACACAACUACUUCCUAGAGUUAUUGAGGCCCAAAUAAUGACAGGAACGACAAUCGGUCACCGUGUUUACAUCCCACGCAUAACAUUAACCCAUAGUGACAAAGAGUUGCCCUUCAUCUUUAGAAGAAAGCAAUUUCCUAUUAAAUUGUGUUACACAAUGACUAUAAACAAAAGUCAAGGGCAGUCAUUAAACAAAAUAGGAGUUUACUUGCCACAACCAAUCUUUAGUCACGGACAACUUUACGUGGCACUGUCACGUGCCACCAGUCCUUCGGCAUUAAAGUUACUAAUUGUUCCUCAAACAAGACAAACCAAAUGA